CCUCAUGAAGCCAACUCCCAGCCAGGUAUCGUUACCGAUGGCUACGUUUUAUAUGUGAUGUUCACUUCUCUAGCCGCUGUGCUAUGGUCUUUAAACAGGAACUAAGAUCUAGUCUUCUCUAAAAAGCUCGUUAUGAGAUAAUCCAGAGGGAUUUAGGAUGAUUCCAUCGGACUGUACCCUUGAUAUCACCAAUGUGUUUCAUUCCACUGCUGUGGUUAUUGAAGGAAGUUGUUUGAGCAAGUCGGAGCCCACUGCCGUGUUGAGAGACGUGUCUGCUCGAGUUCAUGGUGGCGAGGUAUUAGCGAUCUUGGGCUCGAAAGGAUCUGGAAAGAGAGCUUUGCUUGACGUUAUUGCGGGAAGGGCGGAGGGAGAAACCAGGGGCAGAGUCGUCCUAAACAACAAUUUAUUAACGCCAGAAUUGUUUAGACGACAUGGCGGAUACGUUGCUCACAGGUGUCAUUUGUUACCCAGUCUAACAGUUCGACAGACACUGACCUAUGCCACGUGGCUUGCCAAUUUGAGCAACAGGGAGGCCAGAGUUCGACAAACUUUGGCCGAUCUGGCUCUGUCUCAGGUUGCAAAUAGGCCGGUGAACGAUCUGACGAAGCCGGAAUACAGAAGACUCAUGCUGGGAGUACAGUUGGCUAAAGAUCCUACGUUGUUACUUUUGGACGAGCCCACUUGGGACACUGAUCCGUUAAAUACGUAUUUGAUCGUUUCUAUGCUCUGGUCUUACGCAACCAGGAGAGGUUCCAUCGUUGUCCUGACGAUGGAAACUCCUAGAUCAGACGUGUUGCCUUUCGUGAGUCGCGUGACUCUUUUAUGUCUGGGAGCAGUGGUUUAUUCCGGACCGACCAGAAGUAUGUUGGACUAUUUCACUUAUAUCGGUUUUCCGUGUCCUGAACUCGAAAAUCCUCUGAUGUAUUACCUGUGUUUGUCAACCGUCGACCGUCGCUCGAGAGAUCGUUUCUUAGAAUCGAAUCAGCAGAUAUCUGUUCUGGUUGAAAAAUUCAAGGCCGAGGGCGUUAUUUACAUGAAAGAGGCGCCCCAAGUGCUGCCCAAUAUCAAAGAUACGCCUCUAGGAAUUAUGCACAAAGGGUUAGGGCGUGGAAUCAAACCAGGAUGUUUCUCCACUCUGUUCGCUCUAUAUUUGAGAGGUAUGGCAGCAACAUUUGCCUUCAAUAAAUCUGGCUUGGGGCACUUUACUGCCAGACUAUUAUUGCUACCGUUUUCCAUAGCUCUGAUGAGUAUCCUCUAUUCGCAUUCAACCCCUGUGCAAUCCAGAAUAUUUUUGCAAACAGGCGGUCUAGUCUUCAAUGUAGUGACUCUGUUCUACGUUGCUGGAAUAGCGUGCACAGCUCUCCUUUUUCCAGGCUAUAGGGCCAGAUAUUACCAAGAGAAAAGAGAAGGUCUCUAUGGUGGAGCAAUGUUCUUGACUGCGUACGCAUUGCUGAGCUUGCCAUUGAGUUUUAUAUCCACCAUGAUCACUAUUGGCAUUCUGGCACCUAUUUUAGAGCUACAUUUAUCUACCUGGGCUUAUGCCUGUGGUGUUUUAUGGGCUAGCUAUGUGGCAGCAGAGCAAAUAACCGUUGCAGUGCUCAUGGUAGUUGGUAGACCUAUCACCGGUGCAAUAACUGUGUUAUACAUGACCUUGGUGUUUUUGAUAAUUGGAUCCGGAGCUAUCAGAAGUCUGAAAGGUCUGCCUUAUUGGCUUGCUGCAGUUUCCACUGCAUUACCUGCCAGGUACGCAUCAUUGGCUUUGAAUCAAUUGGCCAUUGAUGUACCUGCGUUUUUAAAUUUGCAUUACAAUGAAAGUUUCGCGUGUCCUGGAAUACCAGAGUUGUGCAGAUACCCAGAUGGGAGAGCUUAUUUAAUAGAACGGUUUACACGUGAAGGCGAGAAUAUAUCAGAAGUAUUGAACGUUGAUCUAAACUUGUUAAUUUCUUUAGCUUUUGCUGUUGGACUGAGCAUAUUUAACAGUGUUCUGUACCUGUUACCACUUCCAGCGAAAGUAAAAGCCAAAUUCAGAGAAUAAGUUCGAUAGAAACUAAAAACAAGAAAGUUUAGAUAAAACACUAGAUUUCGAUAGCAGCGCUUAUAUUUAAAAACCAAUGUAUAAAUGAAUAUAUAUUACAAAACUAUA
This is a messenger RNA of Frieseomelitta varia, 2143 nucleotides long. RefSeq names its product ATP-binding cassette sub-family G member 5. The record is from RefSeq and is a predicted model, not a curated record. Gene Ontology annotation, molecular function: ABC-type transporter activity; ATP hydrolysis activity; ATP binding. Gene Ontology annotation, cellular component: plasma membrane. The transcript has 6 exons. Bases 158 to 2035 code for a protein of 625 amino acids. Lineage: Eukaryota; Metazoa; Arthropoda; Insecta; Hymenoptera; Apidae.